Dichotomopilus funicola is the source of this 1383-nucleotide messenger RNA. Its product is annotated as PrpF protein-domain-containing protein. The record is from RefSeq and is a predicted model, not a curated record. The transcript has a single exon. NCBI's taxonomy places the organism in Eukaryota, Fungi, Ascomycota, Sordariomycetes, Sordariales, Chaetomiaceae. Bases 1 to 1383 code for a protein of 460 amino acids.
AUGCCGAACCAGACCAAGAGGCCGCAACCGCCACAACCACACUGCCGGCGCAUCCCUUCGGUCUGGAUGCGCUCCGGCACCUCCAAAGGCCUCUUCCUCCGACGCGACGACCUUCCCGCGGACGAGGCAGACUGGGCGCCUAUCAUCCUCGCCGCGUUCGGCUCCCUGGACGGCGAUGCGCGUCAGCUGAACGGGGUGGGAGGAGGCACCUCAACGACAUCCAAGUGCGCCGUCGUCAGCCGGUCCAGCAGGCCCGGAGUAGACGUGGACUACACUUUCAUCCAGGUACCCCUCGAAGGCGGCAGGCUGGACUUUUCCGGCAACUGCGGCAACAUAGCGAGCGGAGUCGGUCCCUUUGCAGUGGACGAGGGGAUGGUCGACUUCCUCCUCAACGACAACGACCUUGAGGGCAAAAGCGACGGGAAGAAAGGGCCGAGGCGGAGGAGGGUCGACGUCCGCGUCUACAACACCAACACAGGCCGCUUGCUGGUCGAGUCCGUCGCAGUCGACGAGCAAGGCCGCUUCGACCCCUCGGGGGCCUGCCAGAUCGGCGGGUUCAAAGGGCACGGGUCGCGGAUCGACCUCAGUUUUGUCGAGCCCGCGGGGAGUAUGACGGGCGCGUUGUUCCCGUCCCGCGGCAGGCGGGCGCAGGAGCUGCUCGUCGACUUUGGGCUCAGGGUGGUGAGCGGGGUGGUCACUCCAGUUACUCCAGUUCGUGUCUCACUCGUCGAUGCAGCCAACCCAUUCAUCUUAGUCGACGCUGUAUCACUCCCCCAAUCCGUUCUAGCUCUACCCCGCGAUUCGGCCGAGUCGCUCGCCGCCGUCGAGGCAGUUCGCCGUGCCGGGGCGGUCGCCUUCGGCCUCGCCAGCAGCACCCAGGAGGCGGCCGCUGUGCGAGGCACCCCCAAAAUCAUGCUGCUUUGGCCGCCGCCCCCAAGCGCUGGCAACACUGGCAGCGUUACCAUCAAGGCGCGGGCAUACAGCAUGGGCAAAGUCCACCCCAGUUUGCAACUCACCGGCGCCGUGUGCCUCGCCGCCGCGCUCUGCGUGCCUGGCACUGUGCCAGCGCAGCUAUCGGGCCGGUGCGCGCCAGGCGCCGCUGAAGGGGAGGGUUAUGAACUUCCUCCCAGCCCGCCUGCCAGCUCUGGCAGCUCUGACAGCUCCCACGAGGAAGAAGAGGAUAGUACGUUGGGGCAGCAGCAACAGCAGAAGUUAGUCGGGUUUGGGUGUGAGCGGAGAGUCGUCAUCGAGCACAGCUCCGGCCUGAUAGACGCGUGCGUUAUGACGAGGUAUGAGGAUGGCGGUGAAGUGGGAAUCGAGUACGUCAAGGUUGCGAGGACAGCGAGAAGGCUGUUUGAGGGGAACGUGGUGGUGGACUUUUGA